AUGUUCUCCACGUUAAUGCAACCUUCCGAUGCUCAUGUUGAUCCACCCGAAGAACUAUUGUGCCCAAUUACGCUAUCGCUCUUUCAAGACCCAGUAGUGUGCGAGGACGGUUUUACAUACGAACGACAGGCUAUUGAGCAGUGGCUUCGAGAUGGCGGCAAGAGUCCUAUGACGAAUCUACCUCUUGGACAGCGAUUUCUCCCCAAUCAGAACAUGAAGAGCCGUGUGUUGGAAUGGAAAGAGAGACAAGCAUCACGUUUGGUAAUGCCAUUGCCAUUUCAUUUACAUGAUGCUCUCUAUGUUAUUAAAAGUCCUGAAUUGGACCAGCUACGUCCGAUGAUUCAUCGAUCUCUGCGGCACUUGAGUGAGCAGUUUCAGAUCGUCCGCGUCGAACGAAACGUCAAUGAAAGAUUAUGGGCAUCCUACGCAGCAAAGCGAAAGGCGAUGACAGAUCAAGGUAUUCAGAUUCACGAAGCUUAUGGAUUCCACGGGUGUUCUUCAAUUGCUAAUCUCGAUGCAAUUCUUCAGCGAAACUUUGAUCCUACGUUAAGUAAUGGAGGUCCUUGUGGAAAAGGUAUCUACCUAAGCAGCGCCAUCGUAUAUCCGGUACAGACGAACAAGAUUACUUGGACCGACGAAGAAAAAACUCAGUGCAAGAUUAUCGCAGCCAGAGCAGUGUUCGGAAACUGCGUUGUGGGAACUGAAGAACUGCGGUGUGCUCCUCAUGGUGCGCAAUCCACGUUUACGUUGGCGAUGGGUGGGCAUGUUUUCUGCAUCUACGAUGCUACACAGAUCUACCCAGAAUUGGCAGUACAUCUAAAGCGAAUUGCUGUCCUAGAAGACCAUGACAUUACUGACUGGAGCAUGGCUGCAUCUGAAGCUAUAGCGAAAGCAGGAGCGAUAGAAAUGGUUGAACCAAUUCUGAGCAAUCCCCUCAUUGAAUUCUACGAGUCACCUGGUCAUCCAUGUGAAUAUAGACUGCCAGAAGCUGAGAAGCGUAGAGGUAGAAUCGUUGGUAAAGGCGAAGAUGGAAAGAUAGCCGUAUUUCCUGAACGUGUGGAUCUUGUUUCUGAUGAUGAUGACGACAAUGAAGUACAGACGAUUAGAGAAGAAGUUGUUUUUGUUGAAAAAGAUCAAGUAUUCCCAGAUGACAGGAUUCCAAUUGCUCUCCCAUGGAAAGGACAAGGCAUUUGCUUCAGCGCUCCGCAUCUCUCCGAACCCCUCGUGGAAAUUUUGGAAGAAAACAUCGAAGGUCUUACAGCGAAUAAGAGAGGAGUGAAAACAACAUUUCUUUCUGUUUUUUCGACAUACAGAUUGUACGGCGUAGCGAUGUUUUUUAUUGGAGGAGCCGUUCGUCACGCGCUCACGGAAGACUUCAAGGGAAUCAAUGACGUCGAUGUUACCUAUGGACAGCACCCUAAAGUUAUGAAAGAUAUUGCUGAAGCGGUCGGAUUCGGGCCCAUCGAAAUAGUAGCAGGUAUUAAAACGCAAUGGGGUACUGGAAAGUUCGUGAUGGAAGGCAAUCCGAUACAAUCGUUUAGUGUGAGAUGGACUCCUGAGCUGACCGAGAACAGAAUCAAAACUCACAUUAUUUCCAACGAUCUUGUAGACAACUUGAUCACAAUGGACUUUACUUGCAACUCGGUAGCUUUCGAUCCUGUACAAGAUAUAUUUAUCGAUGCAUCUGGCUAUGGGUUAUAUGACAUACAAAAGAGACUUAUUCGUGUUCCUGUAAGUCGGGACCAGUGGGAUCUUUGGUACUAUCAGAACAAGCGCAAACCUUUUCGCUAUUGGAAAAUGAGAAUGCUAAAUUAUAGUGCCGCAUCCAAUGAGUUUCAUGAUUUCAUGUGUCAGAAGUCAGUAGAGUCUCUGGAGGAUAAUACCGAAGGAGGUGCUGAGAAGCUAUUGAACGUGAUUUGCAAAGUUACACGGUAUCGAUCGCAUGUGCUACCAAAAUUCAAAAAAUUAUUUUGUCAAGAGAUGAACGAAGCAGAAAAGCGACAGGUGAUUGCGAAAGGUGCCACUGAACGUGUGUGGAAAGCGAUCGCAGAGGCGUAUAAUGGAAACCAAUAG
This is a messenger RNA of Adineta ricciae, 2073 nucleotides long. The record is from the annotation of a GenBank genome assembly. NCBI's taxonomy places the organism in Eukaryota, Metazoa, Rotifera, Eurotatoria, Adinetida, Adinetidae.